GGAGCAUCCCAUUCCCAUAAUCCCAUCAUAGAAGAUGCUAGAAAAACUCAUAUGCUUUUCAAAUACACUUUCCAAUAUUCGAUUCGAUUGAAAGAAAACUUAAAAGCCCAAUAAGCUUUCAUGUAAAACAUCCAAAGCAGUCAUAGCUCUCUCGAGAUGGGCAUCAGAGAAGUUGAAGUCGCAGGCAAUACAGUAACGAUUCAUGAGGCCGACGACGUCUAUGACCCAGUCACAGGACGAGCUCUCACCGGGUCCUGGGUCUGGGACUCGGCUUUCAUCCUGUCAGAGUGGAUGGUUCACCAUGGCCGACUUGAUUUCGACCUCCACGGUCGAACCGUGGUCGAACUCGGUGCCGGAACCGGGCUUCCCGGUCUAACAGCAGCUUUACUCGGUGCCAACCAUGUGGUUCUCACCGACGUUGCCCAACUUCUCCCUGGGCUGCAGAAGAACGUCGAAGCCAACUCACUCGGGGACCGAGUAGAGGUUAGGGAAUUACUUUGGGGAUUGGACGAUUUGAGGACGAGUGGAGUCGGUGAGUUGGAGGAUGUGGACUUGGUGUUGAUGUCUGAUGUGUUCUUUGACGCGUCGGAGAUGAGAGCGCUGGCGAAGACGUUGAAGAGGCUAUGUGGGAGGGAGACAAGAGUCUGGUCUGCCAGUGAGGUUAGAGAGUGGAUUGAAGAGAGCCUGGAGGAGUUGAGGCGGGAAGGGUUCAGAGUGGUGGAGCUUCCGAGUCAACAACUAGUUUUGUCCUCAUCGGCGGCGGCAAUGGCAACUGAGGAAUCACCGUCGUUUGCUAUUUUUGUUCUUGUGCCACCGAGCUGUGACUCAGGACCUGAAACGGACACUACUGAAGUUGACACGUAGGAUCAUCGCUUGUAUACAUCUAAUGUUGUAUGACAGGUUGAAUCAAUCGAUGCCUCGUGGCUUCAUGAUCGAUUGGUUGCAUGAUGAUAAGGUCCCAUUCCUGGGCCUUUCCUUUCGCUUUCUUCAUUUUUCUCUUUUCAAUGAUGCUAUAGUAGCCUUGACGUGGAUAGUUUUGUCUGAUCGCCAUGAAAAUUCAACCUUUUCUCUC
Messenger RNA from Macadamia integrifolia, 1072 nucleotides. Its product is annotated as protein N-lysine methyltransferase METTL21A-like. The transcript has a single exon. NCBI's taxonomy places the organism in Eukaryota, Viridiplantae, Streptophyta, Magnoliopsida, Proteales, Proteaceae. The coding region runs from base 157 to 864 and encodes 235 amino acids. The record is from RefSeq and is a predicted model, not a curated record.